Aspergillus niger is the source of this 3444-nucleotide messenger RNA. RefSeq lists its product as uncharacterized. Gene Ontology annotation, biological process: regulation of protein catabolic process; proteasome-mediated ubiquitin-dependent protein catabolic process. The transcript has 5 exons. Gene Ontology annotation, molecular function: enzyme regulator activity. The record is from RefSeq and is a predicted model, not a curated record. The coding region runs from base 1 to 3444 and encodes 1147 amino acids. Lineage: Eukaryota; Fungi; Ascomycota; Eurotiomycetes; Eurotiales; Aspergillaceae. Gene Ontology annotation, cellular component: nucleus; proteasome regulatory particle, base subcomplex; proteasome storage granule.
AUGGUUGGACUCGCUUCGGCCGCUGGCCUCGUCGGCUUUCUCUCAGAGCCGGAUCCUGAGUUGAGAGUCUUUGCUCUGAAGACGCUGGACUCACAAAUCGACCUGCUCUGGACGGAAGUCGUGGAUGCUGUUCCUCAAAUAGAAGCUCUUUACGAAGAUGAAUCGUUCCCCGAGCGCGAGCUCGCCGCCCUGGUCGCCGCAAAGGUGUACUACCACCUUCAAGAAUACAAUGAGAGUAUGGUAUUUGCUCUGGGAGCUGGGAAGCUCUUCCAGUUGGAUAGCGGUGGCGAGUUUGAGGAAACCAUUAUCGCGAAAUGCGUCGAUACCUUCGUCUCGCUCUCGGCGGCACAGCGGCCCGUCGCGGGUGACCACCAAGCCAAUCUGAACACCUCUUUCCCCACCUCUGGCGAAGGCGCCACAAGUACUUCUGCCAGUUUGACAUCCCCGAUCACACCUUUCUCGCAAUCAGCCUUGCCAUCCAAGUCGCUCUUGUCUAGGCAAGAGGUGCCCGGAGUGGAUGCUGCUUACCCAGGGGGUGAAGAUGCGGGUGUGAACCAUGCCGAAGAAACCCCUCUAGUCCUGAAGCGUGGUGUUCAGGGCCACCUUCAAACCGUUAUCGAUCGUCUGUUCGAGCAGUGCUUCGUCCAGAAGCGCUACCGUCAAGUCAUUGGAAUCGCUAUUGAAGCAAAGAACCUCGAUGUGCUUAGAAAGACGAUCCUCCGGGCCAGCGAGGAUGAGAAGAAACAGAACGGAGAGUCGCGACGCAGUGAGGAACUCAUGGAGUACGUGCUCGAUAUCUGCAUGGGAAUCGUGCAGGAACGCGGUUUCCGCAACGAGAUCCUCAAACUCAUCCUCGAACUCCUCAACGAGAUCCCGGCCCCCGAUUACUUCUCCAUCGCCAAGUGUGUUGUAUAUCUCAACGAACAUUCCAUGGCGUCGGUCAUCCUCCGUCAACUAGUUGAGAAGGGAGACGCUCGUUCGCUCGCUGUCGCCUACCAAAUCUCUUUCGAUCUCUACGAUAACAGUACGCAAGAAUUCCUGCAGAAGGUUCGCCAGGAAAUUUCGGAGCUCGUGCCGGAGAAUGAUGAGUCCGAACAGGAGGCAGCAGGUGGGGACCAAGAAGAGUCGAAGGAAUCCGAUCCUUUGCUGGACAGCCAGUCUAGGUCUAUUGGGGAUUCGCGCACGAAGAUCUCACCCGAAGCACGCACGGCCUUCAAGAGCAUUCGUGAUAUUCUCGAUGGCGUCAAGACCAACCAGUUGAACGUGGAAUUCUUAUUCCGCAACAACAAGGCCGAUAUUGCCAUCAUGAACAAGCUCCGCGAUAGCCUAGAAGCUCGUAACUCUAUCUUCCACUCUGCGGUUUCGCUUUCGAAUGGUUUCAUGCAUGCCGGUACAGCGCACGACAAGUUCUUCCGGGAUAACCUUGACUGGUUGAGCAAGGCUGUCAACUGGUCCAAGUUCACGGCUACAGCUGCUCUUGGUGUUAUCCACAGGGGCAAUUUGAGCCAAGGACAAAAGCUCCUGCAGCCUUACCUGCCCAAGGAACGCUCUAUCACCAAUGUGGCAGCGGGCGGACACAGCGGAGCCAGCUCGAUUUACAGUCAGGGAGGAUCUUUGUACGCUUAUGGUCUGAUCUUCGCCAAUCAUGGUGGUAUGGCCGUUCCUGUGAUCCGGGAUUACUUCAAGAAGGCUACAGAUGAGGUCAUCCAGCAUGGUGGAGCUCUGGGUCUUGGUGUUGCAGGCAUGGCUAGUGGCGAUGAGGGGCUUUAUGAGGACCUUCGCAAUGUGUUGUACACCGACUCGGCUAUCAACGGUGAGGCUGUCGGUCUUGCCAUGGGUCUUAUCAUGUUGGGUACAGGUAAUAUGAAGGUCCUCGAGGAUAUGAUUCAGUAUGCCCAUGACACUCAACACGAGAAGAUCGUUCGGGGUUUGGCUAUGGGCAUGGCCUUGAUCAUGUACGGUCGUCAGGAAGCUGCUGAUGAGCUGAUUAACGGCCUUCUGGGCGACCCUGAUCCUGCUCUCCGCUACGGUGGUAUCAUGACUAUCGCCCUUGCCUACUGUGGUAGCAGCAGCAACAAGGCUGUGCGUAAGCUCCUUCAUGUUGCUGUCAGCGAUGUGAACGAUGAUGUUCGACGAAUUGCUGUUCUGAGCUUGGGAUUCAUUCUGUUCAGGAAGCAUCAGAGUGUACCUCGUAUGGUUGAGCUACUGUCUGAGUCUUACAACCCUCAUGUUCGUUAUGGUGCGGCAAUGGCACUGGGUAUCUCUUGCGCCGGAACUGGUCUGGAUGAGGCCAUUGACCUGCUCGAGCCGAUGCUCAAGGAUUCAACGGACUUCGUGAGACAGGGAGCGCUGAUCUCGUUGGCCAUGGUCCUUGUGCAACAGAACGAGGCCAUGAACCCCCGUGUCAGCUCUCUCCGCAAGGUCAUGAUGAAGAUGAUUGGCGAUAGACACGAGGAUGCAAUGGCCAAGUUCGGCUGCGCUGUUGCCCUUGGUAUCAUCGACGCCGGUGGUCGUAACUGCACCAUCAGCCUCCAGACGCAAACCGGCAACCUGAACAUGCCCGGUAUCGUUGGCGCUGCCGUCUUCGUCCAGUACUGGUACUGGUUCCCUCUCACCCACUUCCUGUCCCUUAGUUUCGCCCCGACCUCCGUCAUUGGUGUCGACCAGAAGCUCGAGGUGCCCUACUUCAAAUUCCACAGCAACACGCGACCCAGCCUCUUUGACUACCCCCCGGAGCAACAGGUUAAAGCCGAAGAGGCGCCCGAGAAGGUCAAGACAGCCGUCCUUUCGACCACCGCCCAGGCCAAGCGCCGUGCACAGCGUCGGGAGAAGCAGCAAAGGCGCGAGAGCAUGGACAUUGAUCAGACCCCUACGACUCCCAAGGUGUCGGACCAGGCUGACAAGAUGGAUACGGAUGAGACAGCAGUGAAGACGGAAGAAGAGAACAAGGAGGGUGAGAAGGAGGCUGGUGAGGGGCAGAAGAAGAAGGUUGAGCGUGAGAAGGUCGGAUAUGAGCUCGAAAACAUGUCUCGGGUUCUUCCCGCCCAGCUCAAGUACCUCACAUUCCCUGACCCCCGGUAUGAGCCGGUCAAGCGGCCUACCGGUGGAGUUGUGGUCGUACUUGACAAGACCCCCGAGGAGCCCCGCGAGACGAUCGAGAUGACGGCCAGCAAGGAGACCAGCAGGGAGGCUAGACAGCCUGCACCCGCCGCGGAUGUCGCGGAGUCCCUGCAGGACCGACUACAGGCCACCAUGGGAGCCGCUGGUCUGCAGACACCUCAGCGUGGAGCUGGGCGCUUCCCCUUUGGUGCGGAUCUGGGCCCGUUUGCGGGCGCUGCCGCUGCUGCCGGUGUACUGACGGCUGUGGAUGAGGACGAGGAAGGCGGCGAGGAGGCGCCGGUGCCGAAUGAGUUUGAAUAUGAAACCGAGCCAGAAGACGAGUAG